AUGUAUAUAAAACUAACUCUGGCCACAACGAUCAGGAUUGACCACGAGCCUGUUUAUGAUAAAAACACCCAUGAGCCUUUGCCAAUAAUGACCAAUAGGUAUUAUGCCAUUAGAAAUGUUAAAACACACCGGUUUUUGGUAUGGUUUGGACCCAACUCUACAAUUCCGGUGCCGUUGGACACAAAUGACCCGCGUAUAUACCAUACGUUGACCAAGGACUGUCAUGGAGGUGAAAGCCCAAAUGGAGAGUAUAACUAUGGAUUUAUUAGUUGCAAUUUACCCGGCGAGUAUAAGUUUGGCUCAAUCAGCUGGUACAUACCCGACUACAAAAACGACCAUAAUAAUAACGUUUCGUACCAAGAGUUUAAUUGGGAGUUCAUUGAAAGGCCCGGCCCUGAGUAUAUUAAUAAUAAUUCUGAUAAUAACCCAGAUAAUAAUACAACUAACUUGCUUAAAUAA
Messenger RNA from Medioppia subpectinata, 459 nucleotides. Lineage: Eukaryota; Metazoa; Arthropoda; Arachnida; Sarcoptiformes; Oppiidae. The record is from the annotation of a GenBank genome assembly.